Mytilus trossulus (common blue mussel) is the source of this 1327-nucleotide messenger RNA. RefSeq names its product ankyrin-1-like. The record is from RefSeq and is a predicted model, not a curated record. NCBI's taxonomy places the organism in Eukaryota, Metazoa, Mollusca, Bivalvia, Mytilida, Mytilidae. Gene Ontology annotation, molecular function: protein binding. The coding region runs from base 1 to 1308 and encodes 435 amino acids. The transcript has a single exon.
AUGUGUAACAAAUCCGGUGAAUCUCCCUUGUACGUGGCCUGUAAAGGGGGACAUGAAGUUAUAGUGGAAUUUUUAUUGAGGAAAAAUGCUGACAUAUCUCAGUGUAAUAGUAAUGGUGAGUCUCCAUUGUCUGUGGCCUGUAAAGAAGGACAUACAGAUAUAGUAGAACUGUUACUUCAGAACAAUGCUGAUGUCUCUCAGUGUAACAUAUCUGGUAAAUCUCCAUUGCUCCUUGCCUGUGAACGAGGUCAUACAUAUAUAGUUGAAUUGAUAUUGAAGAAAAAUAAUGAUGUACAUCAGUGUAAAAGUAAUGCUGAAUCUCUAUUGUAUAUUGCAUGUGAAAGAGGUCAUACAGAUAUAGUUGAAUUGUUAUUGAUGAACAAUGAUGAUGUUUCUCAGUGGCAAAGUAAUGCUGAGUCCCCAUUGUAUGUGGCCUGUAAAGGAGGACAUACAUAUAUAGUGAAACUGUUACUACAGAAAAAUGCUGAUGUCUCUCAGUGUAACAGAUCUGGUGAUUCUUCAUUGUAUAUUGCCUGUAGAGAAGGACAUACAGCUAUAGUAAAACUGUUACUGCAGAACAAUGCUGAUGUCUCUCAGGGUAAAAGUAAUGGUGAUUUUCCAUUGUAUGUGGCCUGUGAAAAAGGACAUAUAGAUAUAGUAGAACUUUUACUACAGAGCAAUGCUGAUGUCUUGCAAUGUAACAUAUCCGAUAAGUCUCCAUUGUAUGUUGCCUGUAAAGCAGGACAUACAGAUAUAGUGAAAUUGUUACUAGAGAAAAAAGCAGAUGUCUCUCAGUGUAACAAAUUCGGUGAGUCUCCAUUGUAUGUGGCCUGUAAAGGAAGCCAGGCAAACAUAGUGAAACUGUUACUUCAGAACAAGGCAGACGUUUCUCAAUGUAACAAAUCAGGCGAGUCGCCAUUGUAUGUGGCCUGUAAAGGAACCCAUGCAAACAUAGUGAAACUGUUACUUCAGAACAAGGCAGAUGUCUCUCAUUGUAAUAAAUCUGGUGAGUUUCCAUUGUUCGUGGCCUGUAAAGGAAGCGAGGCAAAUAUAGGGAAACUGCUACUAGAGAACAAGGCAGAUGUUUCUCAGUGUAACAAAUCUGAUGAGUCUUCAUUGUACGUGGCCUGUAAAGGAGGAAAUACAGAUAUUGUGAAAUCGUUACUACAGAGCAAAGCUGUUGUCUCUCAGUGUAACACAUCCGGUGAGUCUCCAUUGUAUGUGGCGUGUGAAAACAAUCAUACAUUUAUAGUAGAACUCUUACUUCAGAACAAUGCUGAUAUUUCACAGUGUAACAAAUUCAGUUAGUCUCCAUUGCAUGCAGCCU